AGGCCGCGGCUGACUACAGGCCUGCGCUUUCCGUCACACAGCGCCACCUCCUUGUGUGAAGGGCAGGUUGCGGCCCACCGCGCCUUGCGGUUUUGGGAGCACAAAUAACGCUCCUCUGUGGUGCAGAAUAAACGCGUCCAAUGCGCACGGAGGAGAACCUGUUAUGUCUGCCAUGCGUGAAGCACGUAAGGUUCUCAUUUGACAUCUACUGGUUUUCACGCCAAGACUGACAUGUUUGCCGGCUGCAGCGCUGCAAAGAGGCUUUGUUGGUGCAAGCUUCUUUAUAUUCAUCUGGUCCAAACCAGGUCCCUGUCUGGGGCUGAUGCUGUCAAUGCUUUAAGACCAUUCUAUUUUGCUGUGCACCCUGAUUUCUUUGGACAGCACCCAAGAGAGAGAGAGAUCAAUGAAAACUCACUAAAGAGGUUGAAUGGAUAUCUGGAAAAUCUUCAAAAACCAGGUCUUAGGAAACACAAACCUGCUCAACUUACAUUUUAUGUUCGAGAAACGGUACAGAACUCUGAGAGUGAUCACGACUCAACACGGGAUCCAGCAGGAAGAAGACAGAGCGCGCUGGAGGUGAGGAGCGGCGGCAUCCAGGAGCAAGAGAGGUGCAUCUUAUCAUCGGGCUUUCGAUCAGUUAGCUUCACUUUAGAUUCCAGGGACCUUUUGAGCACCGUUGUGGGCAUUCUAAAUUCCUGCAGCUUGUCCACUGACCAUGUACAAAGCUCAGCAGAUAGUAUGGCCUCUACAAAGACAGCCACAUCAUCUUUCUACAGGCCCAUAAAAUGGGACAAGACGUUUUAUUCCUUCACUGGAUACAAGAACCCUGAAGAGGAGCUGAAGCAAGCACAGAAAACGGAAAUAACCAUUAUUUCCUGGAUACAAAGUAACCAAGAAGUAGCGCAGAAAAAGCUGAGCAAUAGUAUUCCUCUAAGGGAAGAACUGGAACGUCUGAAAACAGAGCUGUCCGACCAGCUUCAACUUUCUGGUAUCCGAUGGCAGAGAAGCUGGGGUAUAGCUCAUCGCUGCGGCCAGCUGCACAGUUUAGGACGUCUUAUGAAACAUAAUUCUGAGUCCCUGAAGAUGGCAAAAGGACACACAGUCAUAUUCACAGACCAGACGGGCAUGAGUGCAGCUGGACACGUCAUGUUGGGGACAAUGGACGUUCAUCACCACUGGACCAAGCUCUUUGAAAGGUUACCCAGCUUCUGUGUACUUCAGGGAAAGUUGCUGCAGCUACAGGAUAGGAUAAGCCAUCUCCUUGGGGGCAUUGAAAUAGUGCACAUUGAGGAACUGCAGCCAUUGUUGACAAUGGAGGAGCAUUACUCUGUCCUUCAUGCAUUCUGCAAAAAGCUGCUAAACCGGAGAGUACCCAUUCACCCACGCAGUUUACGUGGACUGCAGAUGACGCUGGAAUAUGAUCAUUUUGUGCCACGUUUACAUGAGAUGGGACAUUUCAUCAUACCAACCGUGUGUGACCCUCCAUCUUUACAGUGGUUUCUUCUGGCUAAUACUCAACAAGCAAGAGAAAAGUUAAAAAGAAAAGAAGAGUUGAAAAUUGAAGAACAAGAGUUAACCAAAGCAUGCAAAGCCAGUGCAUCACUAAGUAGACUGUAUAAGGAGCCCAGCAUAUCCUGUGAGCAGAUGAUUAACUGUUGUCAACGGCUGAUUGAGGAACCAUUGCCCAACUUGAUGGGGAUGCAUCUGUGUGUCUCUCAUUACUACUCUGUGUUGCAAGAUGGAGACUUAUGUAUUCCCUGGAACUGGAAGAGCUGAAACAUAGCACAUUAUGUGCUUGGCAACAGCAAUAUGACUGUUUCUAUAUAUUUCUACAAAGUUAAAAUAUAUGAGAACAGGUACCCUGGAUUCAAGUCUGGGCAGAUACGUUAAUUAAAAUAUAUUUAUUUUUAUUUUAA
Bufo gargarizans (Asiatic toad) is the source of this 1916-nucleotide messenger RNA. RefSeq names its product T cell activation inhibitor, mitochondrial (gene TCAIM). NCBI's taxonomy places the organism in Eukaryota, Metazoa, Chordata, Amphibia, Anura, Bufonidae. Gene Ontology annotation, cellular component: mitochondrion. Bases 232 to 1776 code for a protein of 514 amino acids. The record is from RefSeq and is a predicted model, not a curated record. The transcript is spliced from 13 exons.